Penicillium angulare is the source of this 696-nucleotide messenger RNA. RefSeq names its product glutathione S-transferase family protein. The record is from RefSeq and is a predicted model, not a curated record. NCBI's taxonomy places the organism in Eukaryota, Fungi, Ascomycota, Eurotiomycetes, Eurotiales, Aspergillaceae. Bases 1 to 696 code for a protein of 231 amino acids. The transcript has 4 exons.
AUGUCUGCAGGCACACUUUACACAUUUUCAGGAUCUGGAAAUAGUUACAAGAUCCGCUUGCUCGAAGCUUUUCUCGGUAUUAGGCUCAAGCAUGAAGAAAUUGACUUUUUGGGCGAUCAGCAACAUUCACCCGAGUUCCUGAAAAUAAACCCCAGAGGCGAGGUUCCAACUCUUGUGGAUGGUGACAAGACUUUUACCGACUCCAGUUCCAUCUUGAUCUGGCUGGCCGGUAAAUGGAACGAUAAGGGCAAGGCUGAAGGCCCAUCUUCAUACUGGUCUAGUGACCUCUAUGAACAAGCGCAAAUUGUGAACUGGCUAUCAUUUGCCAAUAGUUGGGUGCAGUAUGGUGUCUUUGUGAAUCGUGCAAUUCUCUCAUACAAUGGACCCUACAACGGCCUGGGAAAUAACCAAAAGUGGCCCCAAGAAAAGCUUGAUGUCUUUCUUGAAGAGGGCUCAAUUCGUGGCAACUAUUCUCUCGGGGUAUUGAACCAGCACCUUGCGGAUCGACUCUGGCUUGCUUUGGACCGACCCACUAUUGCUGAUCUGAGUGUAUUUGUUUACGUUGCUCUCGCCCCCAUGGGCGAUAUCAAGCUCCAGCCAUAUCCCAAUGUUAUUGCAUGGAUUGAACGCGUCAAAGAGUUACCUCAAUUCUUCCCCAUUGAAGGGCUUGACGACCCUUUCGUUCGGCGGCGUUGA